AUGGGGAAAGCGAUGCUUGACAGUCUUCUGGGCUGCUACAGUGGUCAUUACAUUGUGCAAACACAUCAAGAGCUAUAUAAGCCGGCAGACCGGCUGAUAUCAAGGCACUAUAGAGCUCCAGACCCACGAGACCGUCAGCCCAGCCGCACUGCCGCCAGCCCAGCCGCACUGCCGCCAGCCCAGCCGCACUGCCGUCAGCCCAGCCGCACUGCCGUCAGCCCAGCCGCACUGCCGCCAGCCCAGCAGCCCUGCCGUCAGCCCAGCCGCACUGCCGCCAGCCCAGCAGCACUGCCGUCAGCCCAGUCGCACUGCCGUCAGCCCAGCCGCACUGCCGAGCUCAGGAUGAAAACCUCCCUGGUGCUGCUUCUCGCUGUGAUGGUCAUCUCGGCACAGAUGUUGUCCGCCGACAGCCUCGUGUUCGGGCCGCCUGGCAGUGGCCUCAAGCGCGGCGCCGAGGCUACCCGGACCCGUGUAGCGGCCCUGAAGGCGCUCCUGGCCCGCAGACUGGCCGCGGCUGAGAUGGCCAGGGAGAUGGAGACACGGGAGUUGGACUAAGUCAUGACCCAAAAGGAAAAAAGGAAGGAACAGCCGCGGCUACCACGGUACUACCUCUGACUGACCGUUGGGCCUCCAACUCCAACUGAUUCUUAAAAGGCAUGCAGACGUCAUGAAAAACGAACUGUACCGUUACAUUGCGAUUAUCCUUGUAUAUUGUUAACGCUGUAUUAGACUAGAGUUUGCAUGUUACUUCUCUGGUAUCUCCAGUAUUGAAUAAUGCUUUGGAAAAGUUGUGAACAUCAACUGUCAUGACAAACUGUACCGUUACAUUGCGAUUAUCCUUGUAUAUUGUUAACGCUGUACUAGACUAGAGUUUGCAUGUUACUUCUCUGGUAUCUCCAAUAUUGAAUAAGACUUUGGAAAAGUUGUUCACGUGAAUAUCAACUGUCAUGAGUUUUGACAAACUGUGCCGUUACGUUGCGAUUAUCCUUGUAUAUUGUUAACGCUGUACUAGACUAGAGUUUGCAUGUUACUUCUCUGGUAUCUCCAAUAUUGAAUAAGACUUUGGAAAAGUUGUUCACGUGAAUAUCAACUGUCAUGAGUUUUGACAAACUGUGCCGUUACGUUGCGAUUAUCCUUGUGUAUUUCUAACACUAGAUUAGAGUUUGCGCGUAAUUUCACGGCUAUCUCCAGUAUUAGAUAAGGAUUUAG
Molecule: messenger RNA, 1209 nt
Organism: Branchiostoma floridae (Florida lancelet)
Lineage: Eukaryota; Metazoa; Chordata; Leptocardii; Amphioxiformes; Branchiostomatidae
Exons: 4
Coding region: 1-555 (184 amino acids)
Source: RefSeq, a predicted model, not a curated record